AUAUACGUAUUACUCAAUACAGAUCCGUCCGGAUGCUGUGGAUGCGAGCACAGACACGCCACGAUCUACGGGUGGUUACGGUGGUUACGGAAACAAUGGUCGUCGACGGUCAUUAGAGCAUUGGGUGCUAUUCCCAUGCCCAUGUGCGUCAUUUUCAUCACGAAUAUAUAAUAAAUUAAUCGACGCCACCCCGGGGAUGACUCGCUCAAUGCCUCCUCUCCCAACUGCACUGAGAAAUGGAAAACUGUAGACAUCACGAGAAUGGCGAAAGAGGCGGACAAGGCGGCUGAGAGCUCGAAGCCAGAGGCCAAAGACGGCGCCCAGCUGCUCUGCUGGCACGAGCUGCCCCCCUGGCAGCAGGACAAUGAGUACAUUGUCAGCGGAUACAGGCCGUUGAGCUACUCCUAUCAAAAGUCGCUGGCGAGUCUGGGCUCGCUGCACAACCAAACCGUCAACAUCUACAGCCACCUGCUAGGGCUGGUGGUCUUUGUCGUCGCAGCACGCGGCGUAUGGGACGCGCUGGCCGAGCGCUACGUCUCAGCGACACACGAAGACCUCGUCGUCUUUGGCUGCUUCUUCGGCGGCGCAUUCCUCUGCUUCGCCUUCUCUACCGCCUUCCACACCUUCUCGAACCACUCGCUCGACGCCCAUGAGCGCUGGCUGUUCAUGGACUUCCUGGGCAUCCUAUGCCUGACGGCCGGCAGCUGGGUGCCCGGCGUCUACUACGGCUACUAUUGCCGCCCGACAACCUACCGCUUCUACGUCUUCCUGAUCUCGACCAUUGCCGCUGGCUGCGCGCUGCUGAUCAUCACGCCGCGCUGCCGCACGAACGAGUGGAAGACAUUCCGCACAGCGAUGUUCAUGUCGCUAGGCCUCGUCGGCAUCAUCCCCAUGACGUUUGCGGCGCGCGAGUUCGGCAUCGCGCAGGCGCACCGCCAGAUGGGCUGGUGCUGGAUCGUGCUCGAGGGCGUCUUCUACGUGAGCGGCGCCCUCGUCUACGCCUCAAAGUAUCCAGAGAAGCUCUGGCCCGGCGCUUUCGAUUUCGUCGGCAGCUCCCACCAGAUCUUUCAUAUCUUGGUCAUUUGUGGCGCUUUGGCCCAUCUUACCGCUAUCUUGCAGGCCUUUGACUAUAAUCAUCAUCCUGAGACGCGCAUGUGUCGCAUCGGCUGAGUUAAACACUGGGUAGUCAGCUUAGCAAUAAUUCGCCUGUAAAUACGCAUGCCUUGGGGGGGGGGGGACAAAGAUCUCCGUACAGACGCAAAGGCUUGUUCAGUAGGGUCUGAGGGUGACCUUGACCAGCUGGUAACUGACUUAUACAAAGUGUCGAGAUAAUUCAUGUACAAUAGGACCAACCUGAAGUCAAUUCCGUCAGACAUUGCCACUUACACACGCUGUUGAGAGCAUUCUUCUUAACAAAGAGCACACUGACGAAUGGAGAACUAGCAGACAGUCGCGUGUGUCUGCUUUGUUCCACCUAGAAAUACUUGCAUGGCCUAGAAUGGCAACCAGCUCAAC
Messenger RNA from Aplosporella prunicola CBS 121167, 1515 nucleotides. RefSeq lists its product as uncharacterized. Gene Ontology annotation, cellular component: membrane. Gene Ontology annotation, molecular function: signaling receptor activity. The transcript has 5 exons. Lineage: Eukaryota; Fungi; Ascomycota; Dothideomycetes; Botryosphaeriales; Aplosporellaceae. The coding region runs from base 262 to 1170 and encodes 302 amino acids. The record is from RefSeq and is a predicted model, not a curated record.